Molecule: messenger RNA, 2886 nt
Organism: Drosophila nasuta
Lineage: Eukaryota; Metazoa; Arthropoda; Insecta; Diptera; Drosophilidae
Gene: Nepl16
Product: Neprilysin-like 16
Exons: 12
Coding region: 440-2692 (750 amino acids)
Biological process (GO): proteolysis
Cellular component (GO): plasma membrane
Molecular function (GO): metalloendopeptidase activity
Source: RefSeq, a predicted model, not a curated record
AUUAUUGGAUCACUUCGAGUAACUACUAUGAUAUAAGGUGACAUUAUUUUUAAGGAUUGACGUGUGGAGGGUUCCUAAUUUAACCGUUUGGCGCCAGAUACUCCAUAAUACAAAUACAUUCCCCUAUGCAUUGGUUAAGAGAAAAUGAGAACAAAAAGCUUUGGUACCGCGAAAAGCUUUUGCAGGAAGCUCUUUAAGCUCUCGCGAACUAUUGUGAUAGUACAUUGAGUAUGUGAAAGGAAAUAAAAACAAAUAUUAUUUAAAGCAGCACAAUUUUGUUUAAUAUUUGUAAAUUUAGGUUGCAAAAAUGUUUUUACAAUUUUAAAGUGCUGGAAUUUUAAUCAGAGUACAGAAAUCCAGGACCAGGGUAUGCGUAUAAUAGCAAUAAGCAAUAUAUUUAACUGAAAACUGUUUUGCAAAGCAAAGCUAAAGUUAAACCAUGACAGCUGAGUUUAGUACGCGUAAUACUUUUCGAAAGAGUGGAGCUGCCGGGUUAGGCAAUAAUGCUCGCAAUGUGAUUACUUCGGCGAAUCCCUCCGGCGGCAGCAGCGCGUCGCUGCUCCAAAAACAGUUGUCAUUCAAGACCCCAAUAUGCUCGAACCAAUUCGGCAAGGCGGAUGAGGUUGAGAUGAUUGAGAGCUCCAACACUGAUAACUUGGGCGGCAGAUAUAAUAAGAAUAAUAUAAUUGGCUGGAUAUGUUGUGCACCCUGCAUAUGGUUGCGAACUUCUGCCGCAGUGCACAAAGUGGCCAUAACAUCGGCAACCCUGUUGGUGACAACCCUGCUGGUGGCAUCACCGAUCUUAUUUUUAAUCAGCACAGCUCCGUCGCCGCUGCCGAGGGAUUGCUACAUGGAGGGCGAUGGCUGCUCACCCACGAGUUCGUCCCCUUCGGAAUGCACAGAAGCCAUUUGUGAGACAGUCUCGUCAAACAUUCAGGCUAGACUCAAUUGGAAUAAGGAUCCGUGUUCGGAGUUUAAAAAGUUUAGCUGCUGGCGCAGCAGUCUCAAUAAAAACAUAACUAAUCAGAUCGAAAUGGGGAAUUCACAGAAAUCCGUUGACAUUCAAAUGCAGAUACUGCUUCAAAAUUCGAGUAUGAAUGGUCCUUUUAAGAAAUUACAUAGUUUAUUUGAGAGUUGCUUAAAGCUGACAACGAAUUCAUCGGCUAUACAACGCGUCUUUGCCACAUUAGGAGGAUACCUCACUGUAGGCACUUUAGGUCCCUCGUCCAUUGCACCGCUCGUAGCCAAAAUAUAUGAUCUGGGCCCGAGUCCAUUAGUAGAUAUUUAUUAUGAUCUCAGUUAUGGAAGAAGACCCCAUGUGCUUCUUAUCAUUAGCGGACCAAGUACCUCGUCUAUUAUCUUGGAGAAUAAAAUUCGUUGGAUGAGCCCGAAAGCUCCGCCGAAUCGUUUACGGCAAGGAAUCCCCAAGUUGUUACCAGAUCUAAUCGAUCAGUUUUUACCAAAUUAUUUAUCUUAUGCUCAACGUAUCUCUGAAAAAGAUACCAUAUUGGAGUUUGUAAAGGAUCUCAAUAAGAUGCAAGUUGAGCAAUCUCGUCGAGGUUUUUGGGAUAGCUCUGUGUUAUAUAAUAUAUCCAGUUUGCAAUCGAUGUAUCCAGUGCUAAAUUGGACUCUUCUUAUUCCAAAAGACUGGAGUGGCCCUAUUGUUGUGAGAAAUGCUGAUUAUCUCAGAGCUUUACAAGCAUUUCUGACCAAAUAUCCAUCUCGAGUUGCGCAUAACUCCAUGUUAUUACUAAGUGCACUUGAAAUUUUACCAAAAGAUUAUCCUAAUCCGGAAGUAUGCACACGCUCGACAAUGUGGGCUUUACCCGAGCUAGCGUCAGCAUUAUAUAUUGCUCAGCACUCGACAGAGGAUUCAAAGGACAUCAUAAAACGGGCGGACAUUGUUUUCAAGUCGCUGAAAGCGCACUUAAAAAGAGCUCCUUCCUUAAAAGGGGCAGCACUCGUGAAACUAUCAGCUUUAAAAAUUCAAUCCCAAACCUGGGAAGGAUUUACAAACCUAACGCAAUUGAUGAAAUCACAGGAAGCACUUCAAAUUAGCUCAGAUAGUUGGCUAGAAAAUAUUCUAGGGAUAUAUAAAAGGAAUAAAUUAGUACCAAAUACAAUUAAUAUGGACUCCAGUUCCCAUGAUGCAUGGGCCUAUCCUAUCGUAUCGACUAUAUUUUAUGACACUUUGAGCCAUUCAAUUGUGGUUCCGUUAUCGGUUAUCUUGAUACCCUAUUUCAAUGCACGAUUGCCUCCAUAUUUGCAUUAUGCUUCAAUUGGCGUUUCCAUUGCUAAAGAGAUUUUGCGGUCAAUAACGAAGAACUUCGAUGACAAAGCAAUGCGUUGUGUACCGCAUUCAGUUAAUAUAUUUUCGAACUUUAGCCGCAUGGAUAUUUUAAUUCACUCCGGAGGAAUGCAGAUCUCGUACCACUCUAUGCUUUCCCUAACUGGUCCUAUAAAAGGCAUGGCACGUUUGCCGGGAUUGAACUUGACUCCAACACAAAUCUUUUUCCUAGUCUCUGCUCAAGAGCUCUGUGCUGAAUCAAACUACAUGGGAAUUGACACAAGCGCUUCUGAGUUCGACAACAUAUUGGGUUGGCUCAUUGCACAAGGAGGUAGCGCGACUGAAGUUUUCAAAUGUCCAUCUGGUUCUAUGAUAAAUAUUCAAAAAACCUGCAAUGUUCUUUAAAUGUAAUUUGUAUAGUGCAAAAUAAACUACUGAAAUUUUGCGGAUGUUCUUCGUUUGAUUUAGGAACUCAAUGUGAAACAACAACCCGUCGAAACACUACUUUCUAUCCGAUGUCAGCGACUAUGCGAAAUCUAGUGAAUAGAAAAUACUUCAUUAUUUUCUACAUAUUUAUUUACAAAUAAAUAUAUUAUUUU